UGACUCCCCCUUGCCGGUGUCGUCGCGUGUGUGCUUUGUAAAGUUCCAGGACCCCGACUCGGCCGUGGUGGCCCAGCACCUGACAAACACUGUGUUCGUUGACAGAGCCCUCAUAGUCGUUCCCUAUGCUGAAGGGUGUUACAGUAAUUUGAAAGGCAAUGAGCAGGGUUUUUGGAACUUACCUUAAAAGCAAAGUGCUGAGAAGACACCUCUUCUUACAGAAGUCUUAUUAAACUCUUCUAGACUUGCUUUAGAAGUAACUGAUUUCCAUUGUACUUGUGCAUUUCUUGAUUUACUUCUGGGAAAGGUUGAAUUGAAUAAAAUCUUGCAGAUUAAGUCAUACUACAGUGCUAAGUUUGGUACAUGGCCCUGGGUCACACCUGUAAUCUGUCAUGCUGGAGCUGUCUCUUGAGGCCUGGGGAGCUGUCUUAUCUUAUCUUUGUAUUCCUUAAGCUUAAAAGAUACGAAAGUUAAAGUUAAAAGAUAUCCAACCUAAUUCCUGGAGUGUAGGAAUGUGCAGCAGUGUGGCCCCUGACUGAGCCCUGCUGCUUCCUGGGGGUCCAGAACCCCUUCUGCACUGGAGUUACUGCUCCUGCUGCCACUGCUGGAGAACAGCAGAGCUGAAAGGCUUCUUGUCCCUGUGUGGGUGUUAAACACAGCACCAGGCCAGUGAGAUUCUGCUGGAAUAUUCUCCAAGGCCCGUGGGAAUAAUGCCAGUGUUUAAUUCUUCCUACAAGGAUAAACCCACUCCUCUCUUUGUCAGUCUGACUUUGUCCACUGGGGAUAAACCUGGCACAUAGAGAAACCUGCCCAGCAGCUGUGCUUCAGAAAAUCAAAUUGUUAAAGUAGAAUAUUUUACUGGGCCUGUUAAGGAGUCACCCCUGGGCUGUACCUUGUGUUGUUGAACAGCUCAGAAUUUAAUGGCCUUGGCACAUCACAAGAGAGAUGUUCAGCCCAUGAAGUCUUGCCCCUGGGUUGAUAAUCCCAUACUUCUGUCCCUGUGCUGGAGUACAGUUUCUCCCCAAAAUUCAGCCUGCCAGGGUCCCAGCUGAACAAGAAGCAGCAUUUUCCCCAGCCCACAGUGCCACUGCUGAUGUGCUUAAAGCCAGGCCUGUGCUGAAUGGGGCCCUCCUCUCUCUGAUUUCUGCUGUGCUAAUGAACCUGUGUGAUUAUUGCCUGUCACUAAAGCAAAUGUUUAUUAUCUGUUUAGUGCAAUAAUUCCCCCCCUGUCCCAAGUUUUAGCUCACACAGACACUUUGGUGUUGGCUGUUGCUUUGUGUUAUAGAACUAUACACAAAGGCUACGGUAAGGUUUAGUAUUUGUCAUUUUCUCUGGGCUAAUUCCUAGAUUUGGAAGGAACUCUUUAAGGUUAAAGAUGGCUGGGGGGGGUGUUUAGGUUCUUUGGUUAAUGUUUGUUUCUUUUUGUCUGUUUCUUUUUCUUUCAUUUCUACACAUUCAUGCAGUAUUUCAUGGUUCUAACAAAGCAGCAGUAAAAAAAGCUCUUGAAGCAUGAAAAUUAACUGGUGAGGGGCCUCAUUGCUUUUUUUUAAAUUAUAGUUUAUUUAAAUACUUUUUAAAGAAACGAUUAGAGGAUCAGAUGCAUGAAUUUUUUUUUAAUGGAUGCAGAUCUUCUAUGAGGUGUCUCGAGUUAAGUCUGAGCAUUUGUAUUUAGAUGCCAGAAAUGUUGUAGUUGCACUAAUUUGAAAUGUUUAGCUGUAAUUGAUAAAUAUCCUCUUGAGACAUAAUUUUGCAUGCCAAAUGACCCCAUAAUCUCUCUGUAGGUAUGUUGAUAUAUUUAUGCAUUCCUGCCCUUUGCCUCCAUGACCUUUUUCCCCUGUCCCUCCAUAACUUUGGGUAUCUAAAGUGCUGCCAGCUCAGUGCCACGAGCCAGAUAUCAGUGCUGUGUAUUGUACAUUUGUGUAGAUUAUCGGCACUUCUCAGUAUAGGUGGGAGGAACCAUUACCUUUAUUUAACAGUGGUUUUUCUUUUUUGUUGUUGUGUUUUACAGUUCUUUUCCCUGGUUCAGCCUGAACUAUAUACCAGGCCCUGCUGAAAAUACCACCCAACAGUUUUCUUCUGCAGCUUAUCCAGUUUCUCUUAAGUGCCCUGUACAUAUUGUAUGUUUUAUGAUGAGAUGCAGUUUCUUAAUAUGUAUUACAGAAACACUACUGGUAUUUGCAACUAUAUAGUAAAAUUGUUUUAUUGAACUCUCAUUUUGGGGGCUUGGGCACAUUAACAAAUUAAUCCAUCUGUAUAGGGCUUUUGCUGUUGGAUAGAGUAAAACUCCCUCCACACCUGUUUGCCAGUAGGGCCCUGAGCACUCUUGAGUGCAGAGCAGGCAGCGCAACAGCCCCUGGGCUUAGCUGGCUGCAAGACUUUGGGCCACGAGUCCCCUGUGCCACAGCAGGUGGCAGCAGCAUUGUUGGUGCUCUAGGCUGGCACAUAUCGGAGCAAAAUGCAUUUUACUGCACAGGUAAGGAAUGUGCCAGCAUCCCUGUGUGUAUCCCAGCCACAGACACAGCCCCAGCAUUCCCGGAGAGCCGCAUUCCAUGUGACACGUCAGCAAAAGCCCUACCCAAAACACCCAUCCCUUCUCUUUUUUAAGUUUGCCAAAAUUUGUAUGGUAGGUGUAAAAGAAAACAUAGUGAACUGUACCAUAUUAUUAACCCCUAAAUCCAACUUUUUUUGUCUUGUGUAUCUUGAUUUUUCUGUGUGCUUUGUAGUGAAGCAGCCGACACGAGUCGUUGUUCAUAAAACAGCUUUUGAAAGUUGAGAGCACUCUCACCCCUGGAGAACCGACUGUGCUUGCUUACGUUUGGUUCAUGACUUAAAAAUCGAGUACAGGAGUCAUUCCUGAUGAGACUAAGGCUUUGUCUCUGUUGGCACCAGCUAAUGCCGUGGCAGGGCUGCUGCCCGGGGGUGGCCUGCUGCCCACUCCCAACCCUCUCUCUCAGAUUGGUGCUGUCCCUUUAGCUGCUUUAGGAGCUCCUGCUCUCGACCCUGCCCUUGCUGCUCUUGGGCUUCCUGGAGCAAACCUGAACUCCCAGUCUCUCGCAGCAGAUCAGCUCCUCAAACUGAUGAGCACAGUGGAUCCAAAGUUGAACCAUGUGGCUGCAGGUCUUGUGUCCCCCAGUCUGAAAUCAGAUACCUCCAGUAAAGAAAUAGAAGAGGCCAUGAAGAGAGUCCGAGAAGCACAGUCCUUAAUUUCUGCUGCUAUAGAGCCAGACAAAAAAGAUGAAAAACGAAGACAUUCGAGGUCGAGGUCACGCUCGAGGAGGAGGAGGACACCUUCCUCAUCCAGACACAGACGCUCCAGGAGCAGAUCAAGGAGAAGAUCCCAUUCCAAAUCCAGAAGCAGGAGGCGAUCCAAAAGUCCGAGGAGGAGGAGAUCUCAUUCCAGAGAGAGGAGCAGGAGGUCUCGGAGCACAUCCAAAACCAGGGAUAAAAAGAAAGAAGAGAAAGAAAAGAAACGUUCUAAAACUCCCCCCAAAAGCUACAGCACAACCAGAAGAUCCAGAAGCACAAGCAGAGAACGGCGGCGCAGGCGGAGCCGGAGCGGGACGCGCUCCCCGAAAAAGCCCAGGUCUCCCAAACGGAAAAUGUCCCGGUCCCCGUCACCCAGAAGGCAUAAAAAGGAAAAGAAGAAGGAUAAAGACAAGGAGAGGAGCAGAGACGAGAGGGAACGGUCAACGAGCAAGAAAAAGAAGAGCAAAGACAAGGAGAAGGACCGGGACCGGAAAUCCGAGAGUGACAAGGAUGUGAAACAGGUCACAAGGGACUACGACGAGGAGGAACAGGGCUACGACAGCGAGAAGGAGAAGAAGGAGGAGAAGAAGGUGGCGGAUGCUCCCUCCCCCAAAGGGAAGGAGCCCGGAGCCGAGAAGGGCAGCGGGGAUCCGGGCAGGGAAUCCAAGGUGAACGGGGACGACCACCACGAGGAGGACAUGGACAUGAGCGACUGAGCCCGCCCACAGCCCCUCCAGUGUGAUCCUUUAUGCUGUACUUGUUAAUCCUCAACCUAGAUGUAUCCAGCUCCGAGCUCUCCAUGGUCUGUCCAUCCCAAUACUAACUCACACCCAAAGCUUGAGACAGGGAUCCCCGGCUCGGGGGCCCAGCUGGGGCCGGGCCAGGCCGCACGUCCCUCCCGCAGCACGUGCUGGGCCACCCCUCCUCCCUCCCUGCUUCCCUCCCUCCGGAGUGUCCCGCAGUGUGGGGAGUGUGGCACAGCCCCCCUGUCCUGUGGGAAUGCCCUGAGUGUGGCACAGCCCCCCUGUCCUGUGGGAAUGCCCUGAGUGUGGCACAGCCCCCCAGUCCUGUGGGAAUGCCCUGAGUGUGGCACAGCCCCCCUGUCCUGUGGGAAUGCCCUGAGUGUGGCACAGCCCCCCCGUCCUGCAGUCACCGAGGGGCUGCCGGCGCCUCCCCCACACUCCAGAGCCGGCCUUGGAUCGCACCAGCUCUUUGUGCUCUUGGCUUUAGUUCUGGUUUUAAACCACGUGCUGGGCUUGGUUGGGUUUGGGUUCCCGUGGGUUUUGGUUGGCUUUGCCCAGGGUUCUGUGCCCUGACCUUCCCGAGGGCUCUCUCUCUCUCCACCGUGUUUGUUUAGCUCCAUCCAGGGCGAGCUGGAAGGGUCUGAGUGAGCUCGGGAAGGGGAAUCCUGCCCGUGCCCAGUGAGGGAGGGUUGGGGGAGCAGCCUCACCCAGGCCUGGGGGCUCAGGAGCUCACCCACUGCAGCAGGGAGUGCAUUUUAAAAUGACCCUGGUCUGUUUUUAAAGCAAGUCCAUUGAUAAUGUUCUUUUUACUCGAUCUCAAGUCGUACAAACGGAUAAAUUUGUGUUCCUGUCCCGGCCGUUCCCUCCCUCCCGCACUCGGUGAUCCCAUGGUAUUUGCAGAGUAGUUACCCAAAGCUGUUCCUUAGUUCCAGCAGCUCCAGAGCUUUUACUUUUGUGCAGGUAAAGAGACAAAAGUAGCCGACAGUCUGUGCCAUGUCGAUGUACAGUUUCGGAAAAUGUUUUACAAAACUUUGAUAAUAAAACCCUGAAACUUCAACUCCUC
This is a messenger RNA of Poecile atricapillus (Black-capped chickadee), 5052 nucleotides long. RefSeq names its product serine and arginine rich splicing factor 11 (gene SRSF11). The transcript is spliced from 12 exons. Gene Ontology annotation, molecular function: RNA binding. Gene Ontology annotation, biological process: RNA splicing. NCBI's taxonomy places the organism in Eukaryota, Metazoa, Chordata, Aves, Passeriformes, Paridae. Gene Ontology annotation, cellular component: nucleoplasm. Bases 3078 to 3962 code for a protein of 294 amino acids. The record is from RefSeq and is a predicted model, not a curated record.